CUUAUUGUGCAACUUGGAGAUGAUAUUUCCUCCCUUAUUUUUUGACGUCAUGGAGCAUUUAGCUGUCCACCUCCCGUAUGAGGCAUUGCUUCGAGGACCAGUACAUUAUGGAUGGAUGUAUCAGUAUGAGCGGGCCAUGAAAUAUUUGAAGGGAAAGGCAAAAAACCUCGCAAUGGUUGAAGGUUCCAUAAUUGCUGGAAGUUUGACGGAAGAAACAUCUCACUUCACAUCGUACUACUUUGCACCUAAUGUACGGACCCGACAAAGAGCUCCAAAAAGAUAUGAUGAUGGUGGUGUUGCCCCAACAUAUGCAGUUGCUGGUGUUCCGGAUAUCUUUAGCCAGAUUGGACGAAUGGGUGGGAAAACGAAAGAGGUUUGGUGGUCGAGUGAUGAAGACGCCCAUAGUGCACACACUUACAUUCUACUUAAUUGUGAGGAUCCAUUUAUGCGCUAUUUUGAAAGCCUAUUUGUUAGUCAAGUCCAAGAAGCUAUCCCAGGUAUAUCCACAAGUGAGGUAGAUAAAAGGAAAGAUCGACACUUUAUUAAAUGGUUGAAGAGUCAGGUUGAAUAUGAGGAUCCAGAUUAUCCCAUAUGGUUUCACGAAUUAGUUCAGGGUCCACUUGCAAAGGUCACCACAUCACCAAUGUAUUUCUCACGAGGCUUUACUUUUCAUACGUACGAGUAUGGUAAACACCGGGCGACCAGCAAUUAUGGAAUUUGUGUGAAAGGCGAAACCGAUUUCUACGGGAUCUUGCAGGAGAUUAUUGAAGUGGAAUUCCCUGGGUUAUUGAAGCUGAAAUGCGUCAUAUUCAAAUGUGACUGGUUCGACCCCGUGGUCAACAGAGGUGUUCGAUUUAACAAAUUCGGUGUAGUUGCUGUCAAUGGUGGACGGAGGUACAACAAAUUCGAGCCUUUCAUAUUAGCUUCGCAAGCAGACCAAGUUAGCUUCCUACCAUACCCGAGGUUGCGAGAAUCUGGAAUAAGUUGGUUAGCUGUUAUCAAAGUUACACCCCGUGGACGAAUAAUCGGUGGAGAAGAACCACCUUUGCAAGAAGAACACAUCAAUGAAGUCGAAGAACCUGAACAACAAAUGGAAGACAUCCUACUCAUUGAUCCGCAUAAUCAUGAGUAUGAAGAUCUUCCCGACGAUACCACUGACGAUGCUGUUGAGGACGAGUUUAAUGAAAGUGAUGAUGUUUCUAGUGUUGAAGAGAAUGAUGAUGUAUCUGAAUGAUGAUGUAAUUUUUUAAAAAUAUUAUUUAUUUUCAGACUUGA
Raphanus sativus (radish) is the source of this 1275-nucleotide messenger RNA. RefSeq lists its product as uncharacterized. The coding region runs from base 20 to 1234 and encodes 404 amino acids. NCBI's taxonomy places the organism in Eukaryota, Viridiplantae, Streptophyta, Magnoliopsida, Brassicales, Brassicaceae. The record is from RefSeq and is a predicted model, not a curated record. The transcript is spliced from 3 exons.